Microstroma glucosiphilum is the source of this 2979-nucleotide messenger RNA. Its product is annotated as ANTH-domain-containing protein. Bases 1 to 2979 code for a protein of 992 amino acids. Gene Ontology annotation, biological process: clathrin-dependent endocytosis; vesicle budding from membrane; clathrin coat assembly. The record is from RefSeq and is a predicted model, not a curated record. Gene Ontology annotation, molecular function: SNARE binding; clathrin heavy chain binding; 1-phosphatidylinositol binding. The transcript has 3 exons. Gene Ontology annotation, cellular component: clathrin-coated vesicle; clathrin-coated pit. Lineage: Eukaryota; Fungi; Basidiomycota; Exobasidiomycetes; Microstromatales; Microstromataceae.
AUGUCCUCGACGUACAACAAGCUCAUAAAGGACGCUACCAAAGCAAAGCCAGGUGCCCCAAAGCCAAAGUACAUCGACCCGAUUCUCGCGUCCACCUUCUCACAGGAUGGCUCCCUGGCAGACGUCUGUCGCUCUCUAGCCCUGCGGCUCAGGGAGACCAACUCCAUCACCGUCUUCAAAUCUCUUCUCAUCAUCCACACCAUGAUACGCAAUGGUGCAGUAGACAACGUUCUAUCUCACCUCAGUGCAGAUCAGGCGGGCCUGAAGCUCAAGAACGUCAGUCAGGGUGGCAACUGGCAAGGUGAGAAGUGGCUGGAACAGCAGAUGCGCGAAGGAGAUGUAGCCAGAAAGUGGAAGGACAGAUAUGGUGGAGGAGGAACGGAAUUCCGCUACGAUGCUCCACCUUCUCUGCCACCCUAUGCUGCCUACCUUGAUGAGAGGAUCCGGUCCUUCAGGGAGCUUAAGCAUGAUGUGAUACGCUCUGCAGACGGAUCGUCGCGGUCACGUUCCAAUGGAGGGGAUGGGGCCAACAGGCUGAGGCGGUUGAAGGUGGAGAAGGGAUUGCUCAGAGAGGUGGGAUACUCUCAGCGGGUACUCUCGAGGCUUCUGGACUGCUCCUUUUUCCAGGACAACCUCUCCGACGACCUCAACCUCAGCGCUUUCCGCAUGGUGCUCAAAGACGUGCUAGCUCUGUAUACUGCCAUCAACGAGGGAGUGAUCAACAUUCUGGAGCACUACUUUGAGAUGUCCCACUCGGACGCCUCCAAGGCCCUAGACAUCUAUAAGCGGUUCUGCAGGCAUACCGAGAAAGUCGUAGCCUAUCUUGCUGCCGCCCGAAAGGCAUCGCAUUCCCUCAACAUGACCGUUCCCCAGCUCAAGCAUGCCCCUGUCAGCUUGGCUGGAGCACUAGAAGAGUACCUCAACGACCCAGCCUUCGAGAAGAACAGACGAGAGUACAAAGAGAACAAAAGGGUGGCAGACGGACUUCCAGAGGACAAGUCUUCUUCUGCCCCUGCUACGAACGAUGCGAAGAUUACUGACGAGGCAGCGGCCAAGAAGGGGCCCACGUCGCGCAAAGUCUCGAUACAGGAGCCCUCUGCCGAAGAGAAGACCCGUCCUCCCAAGCCACCUACCAACAAUCAAGCCAUCCAAGACUUCUUCAGUACCCUCGAGAGCGAGAAUGGACCAGAGGCGAAUGGAUCGCAAUGGGGCAACGCCUUCUCGAUGGCUCCACAAGCUACCGGGAUGGCGUGGUUUGGCUCACCCAACCCUGGUAUGAUGGGUGGAGGCGGAGCUUUCGGAGACAUGGGUAUGCAGCCUCAGAUGACAGGGUACAAUCCUUUCACGAUGAUGCCACAGCAGACAGCAAUGGGCAUGCAGCCGACGGGCUUCCCUCAGCAGCAGCAACCAUUCCUGCAGCCGCAACAGACGGCGAUGCCUGGCGGUAUGCAAGGGGGCUUCCUGGCUCCUCAGCAGACCGGAUACAAUCCAUUCAGGCAGAGUGUAAUGCCUCAGGCUACUGGAUUCGCCGGCAAUGGCGGCAUGGUGCCGCAGAUGACGGGGAUGGGGCCAUCGGGUGCUUUCGAUGCUACUCCAUUCACGCAGCAGGUACAGCAACAGCUGGCGAUGCAGCGGAUGCAGAAGCAGCAGCAGGAGCAAAACGGCAGUGGCCAGGCCAACGGAGAGGCCAACGGUUCAGAACCAUCCCCGGCCACAUUCUCCCCUCCUCCGCAAUCGCAACAGCAAGCCCCUACUAGCCCCACUCCGAAGCCUCUCUUUGCUCAAAAGACGGGUUCGCGCAAUCCCUUUGCUCCAGCUCCUGGUGAGAAGCCGCCGACUCCACCUCCCGCGGUGCCCAAAGGCCCUUCUCUGGCGCAAUUGGCAUUCAGUGGUGCUGGAGGGUUUGAUGGUCCCACUCAGGGCGGUGGAGGUGGCUAUAGUCUCGGAGCUGGAGGAUGGAAUGGAAACAGCAGCAACAAUGCUAAUGGUACGUCAGGCUCGGGCUCGCAGACUUCUCAGCAGGCCAGCUCGAGCGGUCUCGUUCCUCAGAAGACGGGUCUGCUAGGCAGCGUUGCGUCCGAGUUCACCUCCGCUGGGAGGAUGAACAGUGCCCCUUCGCCCUCUUUCGGGAACUCUCAGGGUCAGGGUCAAGCUCAGCCCAAUGCCUCGACCUCCAACAAUGGGCCUUCCUCCCCGUUCAAUGCCAAUUCUUCCGCACUCAACCCGCUCACUACAGGCUUCUCCUCCCUCUCCGUCGGCGGGAGUGGGGGCCCUUCCUCUCCCUUCCCCUCGAGCGCAAACACGAAUACGAAUGCAACCUCAUCGGUUCCCUCGACAUUACAGCCUCAGCCGACAGGGUUCGGCGGUAGUACCGUCAAGCCCUUCAAGCCCGAGAGCUCAUUUGGGGCAGAGCUGGCAAGCCAGUACACUGGUAUGCCUGCGCAGGGUGCGCAGCAGCAGCAGCAGCAGCAGGGACAGCAGAUGGGAUCGGCUAAUCCAUUUGCGUUCUCUAAUGGAGGCGCAGGACAGGGCCAACCACAGCAAGGACAGAGCACAGGUGCAGGAGCGGGGCAAGGGUCAGGGCAAGGGGCGGGAGGGUUCGGCUCCAGCCUCUUUGCCAGCAAUGGCAAUGGCAACGGCAACCAGAGCGGCGGCGGACUGAACAGCCAACCAACAGGCUUCGCCUCUGCCUUUGGUUCUUCCUUUGCGCCCUCCUUUGGCAGCGGCGUCGGCGGCCAGCAGCAGCAGCAGCCAGGCCAACAGACGACUCAGGGCCAAGGGCAGGGAGGAGCAGGAGGUGCUGCGCUGCAGAGCCAGCCCACGGGCUUCUUCGCCGGAAGUACGGUCAAGCCCUUCCAGCCUACAAGCGCAUUCGGGAGCAGCGCAUUUGGGGGCAGUGGUGUGGGGGGCGCACAGGGGCAGCAGCAGCCUGGGCAGGGGCAGGGGCAGGGGCAAGUGCAGACGGGGACCUUCUUCUAG